AUUCUAUUGUCUUCUCUUCUCCCUCACCAAAAAAACAUUCUCUUUCAUAAAAAUGAAUUUUCAGUAGUAGAUAUGUCCACCAAAGGGAAAGACAUGGCAGAAGGAUCAUCUAGAUCCUCUGCUUCCGGUGCGGGUGCUGAUGCUGAUGCUCGUGUUCGUGCUGUUGAUGAUGAUCAACAACAACAAAAACAGUUGCCACUAAGCAGAUAUGAGUCUCAGAAGAAGAGAGACUGGAACACUUUUGGACAGUACUUGAGGAAUCAAAGGCCACCUGUGGCACUUUCACAGUGCAAUUCAAAUCAUGUGCUUGAAUUUCUAAGGUACUUGGAUCAGUUUGGGAAAACCAAAGUGCACUCACAAGGGUGUCUCUUCUUUGGACAAACGGAGCCACCUGGACCCUGCACCUGCCCUCUCAAACAAGCGUGGGGAAGCCUCGACGCGCUCAUCGGAAGGUUACGAGCUGCCUACGAAGAAAACGGAGGUUUGCCGGAGACUAAUCCCUUCGCCAGCGGUUCCAUUAGAGUCCAUCUACAUGAGGUGAGGGACUUCCAAGCCAAAGCUAGAGGAAUCCCUUAUAAGAAGAAAAAGAAGAAGAGGAAUGUUAUCAAUCACAAUGGAGACUCCUCAUCAAACUUACCUAUGCCGCCGUGACAUUAGUUUACUGCUAUUUCUGAUUCAUUUCAGAUCCCGAAGUCCUAAGUUGCUAGGCCAUUGGAUUCAGCUGCAGUUCUGGAAUUCUGAGUUAUAUCUAGUUUAUCCUUGGGUCCAUUUUGAUCCUCCAUUGUUUUUAUGACUCAAAGGAGAGUAUUUUGCUAUUUGAAUGAGUUAGAAGGAAGUUGCCGAAGGAUGUGAUUUAACAUAUUGGGUUAAGUCCUUGUACUGUAUUCAGUCACCUUUAUGAAUUGAAGUGAUUGAACUCAUAAAUAAUAUGGUUGAAAUAACAUUCAUAAAUAUUCUCCUAUGUAGGAGUAUGUAUUA
Molecule: messenger RNA, 978 nt
Organism: Lotus japonicus
Lineage: Eukaryota; Viridiplantae; Streptophyta; Magnoliopsida; Fabales; Fabaceae
Product: protein LIGHT-DEPENDENT SHORT HYPOCOTYLS 10-like
Exons: 2
Coding region: 73-651 (192 amino acids)
Biological process (GO): mRNA transcription; response to light stimulus
Cellular component (GO): nucleus
Source: RefSeq, a predicted model, not a curated record